AUGACAUCGACUCUGUCUGCCAAUGCAAAAGGAAAGCAAAAAAUGCUUGAAAUUCAACCUGUCUAUGCAAAGGCAGUAGCCGCUGCCACUGGAUCGACAAUGACUGCUCUCACUAUGACGCCUUUUGAUUUGAUCAAGACCCGACUCCAAACGCAGCCGACAGCUACCGUAGCUCCUCCAACGCUGUUCCCGCGGCCCCCUCUGCAAGCCAAGGCAGGCGUAUCCUCAGGCCUCGCAUCCAGCUGCUGCAGACCAUCGUCUUUGCCCUGUGUUCGAAACAUAUCUUCCCUUGCUGCUGCUUAUCCAUCACACGCGUCGAUUCCCGGGCACUCCGAGAGUCUAGUCUGUCUUUGGGAUGGCACGUGGCGAACAGAGCGAGUAAAGGGAUUCUGGGAUGCAGUUGUAAAAGUGUCACGAUCGGAGGGUAUUGCGGGUUUGUGGAAAGGAGUUGGAACAUCGUUGACGAUUGCUGUUCCUGCUUCUACAGCCUACAUGCUCACGUAUGACUACCUGAAUCAUUCCCUUCCAGUGGCGCAAGUAGCCCCACUGCUUACUCCACUUACCGCUGGUAUUGCGGCACGGACUAUCGUUGCGACUUUUGUGUCUCCGUUAGAACUAGUGCGAACACGACUUCAGUCCACGCCUGUCUCACCAGGCACUCCGCAUACGAUGAAGUCGGUUCUGGACGGUAUCCAAAAAAUGGUAGCCAAUGAUGGAUUAAGAACUCUUUGGAGAGGUUUGGGGCCGACCCUUUGGAGAGAUGUUCCAUUCAGUGGCAUCUACUGGGCUGGUUACGAAAGCGGCAAGCGCAUAGCGAAUAACCGUGGGUAUACUGGUGUGGAAGUGGCAUUCGGAAGCGGCGCCCUCUCUGGAAUGGUCGCGGCUCUUGUCACUAUGCCAUUUGACACACUCAAAACUCGACGGCAAGCCGCGUUGAUUUCCAGCGCCGAGGGCGCAACCAACUCCACUGUCUCGUUAGGGAUGACGGGGUUGAUACGUCAGAUAAUCCACACUGAAGGUCCAACAGCGCUGUUUGCUGGUCUAACGCCUCGCGUUGCAAAGAUCGCACCUGCGUGCGGUAUCAUGAUUGCCUGCUAUGAAGGCGUUGGAAAAUUCUUGAGUCCCGUUGAUCCAGACUCCGAUGAGGUAACUGCGUAG
Messenger RNA from Rhizoctonia solani, 1158 nucleotides. RefSeq names its product mitochondrial carrier protein. NCBI's taxonomy places the organism in Eukaryota, Fungi, Basidiomycota, Agaricomycetes, Cantharellales, Ceratobasidiaceae. The transcript has 5 exons. Gene Ontology annotation, biological process: mitochondrial transmembrane transport. The coding region runs from base 1 to 1158 and encodes 385 amino acids. The record is from RefSeq and is a predicted model, not a curated record.